UUUGCCUCUUCCCCACCAAGAACACCAUUUGGUUUCCCCCAGCUGGGUCUCUAUUUAGGUACGCUUCACGAACUUCCAGUGUCUGGGCAGCUUCUGCUCACUGAUUUCCCUCAGCUGGGCAGGCUUGUGAAAAACAAGAGGUCUGGGUCUUGAAUCCCUUCCCCUCUCAUCUUUGGGCAGCCCAGCUAACGAGGGAAGACGCUCUGGCUGCUGGGCAGAGCUGGGCUGCUGGAAGAGUCAGGGUUCUCUCCCGUUCCUGGGGAGGCCUGAAGAGCAAACAGCUGGGACGCAAAAAAGCCGGAGAGCGGAAGAUGGGCAGUGAUGACAGCAAAUACAAUCAUGAAAAGAAGUUUUAAAACUACACAUCCGAAAAUCCAUCAAAGCAGGCACCCGCAGCCCCCACUGUCAUAACAGAAAAAAGUCCCACCUUGUAAUUGCAUCUGGUCAACAGGAAGCUCUAGUUUUGUGGGAAGAGGGCUACAUCGAACCCUUCCAGAGUCAUCACCCAGAGGUGCCCACUGGCUGACCAGGGACAGUCUUCCCAGUUGGCGGACGAUGCAGGGGAAUAAGAAGUGUACCGAUGGGUUCAGCGACUCCUCAAGCAUAGGCAGUGUGCUGGACGAUGCAGACAGGGAGGUGAGCAGCCUCACGGACCGGGCUUUCCGUAGCUUGUGCAUCUCAGAGGACACAUCGUUCAAUGACCCUGACCUGGCCCUGUCCCCGGAUAUCACCCACCAGGUGUUUGGGAAUUUCCACCAGGUAACAGUGAGCCACACCCACAGGAAAAGUGGCAUUUGGAGCCAGUUACCAUCACAAGGCACCGAGCAUGCAGGCUGGGCAGCCACCUUCCAACAGCUACCCAAGUAUGUUCAAGGGGAAGAGAAAUACCCCAAAAGCAGCCCCCCGUUAACACCAGUCCAGAGGAGACUGGAGGUGCCAGUUUCCGGCCUGAGAAGCAGCAACAAGCCUAUUUCCAAAGUGUCAUCACUAAUUAAAUCUUUCGACAGGACAGAGAACCAACAUUGUGACAGCAGGCCUCCUACCAGCAAGCCUCCAGCUCUCAAAAACCCCCCCAAAUUUGCUCCUCUUCCGGAAAGUGGUGUCAACUUCUGCUUUGAUUCUGCCUUUUUGACUGUGAGGAGGGUGCCUGCCGAAGUCUCCGGCACCCACCAGAACAGCCACCAGCCUGGCAGGAGGCACAGUGAGCAGGAGUCCCCCAAGAGUUCCGAGAUCGCCUGUCAUGACAUGAGCGGCUUCCUCCCAACUCCGGAAAAUGUGGCCAACUCAUUUGAGUCGAAGUUCCUCUCUCUGCCCCACAAGCCAGCCAAGGGGGAGCCUGGGAAAGGCAAGGAGUGGACUUGCAAAGGGACCUUUCUUCAUAGUGAAAACAGUGCUUUUGAGUCAUGGAAUGCCCACCAGCCAAGGCUGCCCGAGAGAAAGGACACUGCUGACUCUGUCCCAGAAAGCGAAGCCCCCAGACAUUACGAGGACUCGCCCUUGUUAGAUUCCCAGGCGCCUGAGCACAGAGUCUCUCCCUGCCAAGUCAGGGCCAGCUGCAGCCAGGAGGAGAACAGGCUGGCAGCAGGAGCUCUCUCCACACCUGCACCCUGGGGAUCGAGGGAUCUGGGAGCCCAGGUACUCGCCACAGAGGGAAGAGCUUCCAGCUCACAGCCUGACCCUCAGGUGAAGCCAACCCAGCCCCCAUGGAGGAAACCAAAGCCUAGCAAAGGAAGGAAAGAAAGUGUACAAAAUGCUUCCGAGGAGAAAAAGCAGACCAACAGGAGAGGCCCACCCUUACAUACAAAGCACAAUCCCCAGGGGCAAUUUCCAGAAAAUGGUGCUCCUGACAUGACCGUGGACCCCAAUGAGCAUUACAAUCCUCCUUUCAACAUCAGUAAGCUUCUGACCCCUGUCAUACCCACCAAGCACAUCCUGGACUCAUCCAACCCCCAGCCAGCAGAGAUAACCCCAUCACCCCUAGGACAGCUAAACGGAUACCAAGAGAAGGAGCCAGGUGAAUGUCAGUCUUGGGACAGCUACAAAUCCAAAGCCCCAAGCCUGCUAUUCAACCUCAAAGAUGUGCGGAAGCACGUUAAGAGCACAUACAGCCCCUCACCUCUCUUAAAAGGUGUCGAUGACAAAACCAGAGGUAAGCAAGAACCCAUGAGCAAUGGUGUUAUCCUUCCCAAUGGGCUUGAGGAAAGCCCCCCAAAUGAGAUUUCUAAGGAGAGACCAGCUGAUGCCCCUUCUGGGUCGCAUGUCAGCACCCAGAAAGACCCCAGAGCCGACCCCGAUGCAGACAACACAGACAACUGUCUAAAUCUGAGCUCACCUCCAGCCAUCGCCAAAGCCUCCUCCUGUGUCAAUGGGGAGAUCGCCUACAGGAACAGCUAUGAGAAGAGCAACGCCAAUGGAGAAUUAGAGAUGGGUGCCACCAGGUCCAGCUGGGGUCCGGACACCAGGGAUCACUGCCUCCGGAAGCAGUGGUCCCUGAAGCUGUGCAGCAGAGAGCCAGAACCAGGGAAGGUGGAGGAGAAACCAAAGAGCCCCAGCCUAGAGAAGAGGCUCUCAAGAUCAGUCUCUCAAGAGACAGAACCCGAGAGAGAGGCAGGACUUCAGAAUCCAAACAUCAACCAGAAAUUCUCCCCUGGGCCCCUCUCUCCGGAGGAGGAAGAUGUGUUUUAUAGUGACAGCCAGUCUGAUUUUAUGCCAGGCUUCACAAGUAAAGCCAAAUUCAGCACCAGCUCUUCAGAUCAGUCAUUUGCCUCGUUCGAGGAGCCACAGAAGAUGUGGUUCACCGAGAGCCAGCAGGAAGACAGGAGGAAUGACGUGGGUGCAGGUGACAGUGAGAAGCAGAAAGUGAUGAGGAAGGAGCUCCAGUACCGUGCCUUAAGUAAUGGGCACGUGUGCAUGGAGGAGCCCAGCAGGGUGGAAUCACUGCAAGGAGAAGGGGAAAGUCUGUCUGGAGGUAGACACAGGAAGGCUUCAAGGGAGGAAGCUAAUUUCAAAGGCGCAUGGAUUGGAGGAAGUAAGGAUACAAACCUUUCACAUGCCAAAGACCUUACCCCCUCACCAUCUUCCGCUUCAAACAAGCACAUUCUGUUUGCAAUUAAAGACAACACCCUCAGGGCCACUCCUGUGAUAAAGCCCAUCAUGCUGCCCCUCCUGAGGGUCUUGUCCUUGGAGGACUCUCUCGGCAGUGGCCACAAAGAGGAGGAAUUGCCAAGGCCAGGCUGGGGUGAGGAUGCAGGACUCUGUGCCCCCGAGAGCCAGGAAAUGCCCAGCACCCCAACACCUGUUAGCAUGCAGGGCACACACUGGAAGCACACAACCUAUGAGGGCACAGAGGACCACAGGCAGAUGCCCAGAGUGGCCAGGACAGACACCUCCCAGCCAGCCCCAAAGGGAAAUGUCCAGUCUCCUCUGGUGGGGGGAGAGGGUGAAGGGCUGAAGCCACCCUCGGAGACAGCAUGUAAAGCUGUGGCCAGUGACAGCAAGCGGGGUUCCACAGACCAGGUGAAGCUGGAUGUUCCAAGGCACAUCCCUACGAUCACCUUGCCCCAAGGUGACCUAUAUGACCAGCCACCCCCAAAACAGCUGGAAGCCUGUUGGAAAGAGCCAACAGAAGAUUUCAAAAGUCACUUUUUGUCUAUCUUCAGAGCAGAGUCCCAGGGCAGAAGACUGGUGUCUGGUGAGAUGACAACUUCCCCCAAUGCCAGCUCCCUGGAGGAGAAUAGUGUAUGCUCCCCUGCUGCCAACAGUAUGUGGGACGAUGCUUCCCAGACCCCCAGAGAGCUGGGCCUACUGCCCGGGGAACCUCCCCACACCAGCCCCUGGGCCAGCUCCUGCCCUGCAAGGGUCACCCGGAGGGAGGACGUGACACAUGCCCUCACAUGGGAGGCCAGCUCUGACCCCCAACUUGAGCCAUUAGCAGAAGAUCUCAGGACGCUUUCUCCAGAAGGCUCAUUGAUGGACACAGCCACCAGUUCAGCAGGCCUCCCUGAGAAACCAGAGCCUCCUGCUCAGCUGGAGAGGGCAGCUGGCAAGCCACCUGCAGUCCCACCCAAAACAGAAAAGGCCCUGCGGCGGGCAAAGAAGCUGGCAAGCAAGCGGAAAAAGCCUGACCAGUGGCAGAAGCACGGCGAACCCCAGGAGGAAAAGCCCUGCCUGGGUGACACAGAGCAUAGACCGCUGUCCCCCGGAGAGAGGCCCCGGUCCAGGUUCCCUGUGGUCCAUUCCCUGCCCCCUCCUGUGCACCGCCACUCAGUGUCUGUCUUCUCAGAGCCAGUCAGGGGGCAGCCUGGGGGGUCCCAGUCCCUCACGCCCCUGCCCCCUUACCCUGCCACACAGAAGGUCCUUCAAGACCCCCAGUCUGGAGAGUACUUUGUCUUUGAUCUGCCACUCCAGGUGAAAAUCAAAACCUUCUAUGACCCAGAGACAGGCAAAUACGUCAAAGUCCCCAUCCCAUCCUCAGAGGGCGGCUCCCCAGAGCCCUCCCCGCCAGAGGCGCUGGCUGCCCCCUAUAUGCUGUACCCCCGCCUCCAGCCCCUGCCCGUGACAGCCUCCAUGCCGCUACGCUGCUCCUCUCAGCUCUCUGCCCCCACCUUCCUGAGGCAGGGCCCUCACACUGAGCAGACAGACGGCCCCGGGCCCCAGAGUGCCCUCGAUGCCAGCCUACCGCUGGCCCCCAAGCCUCACAGCAGCCCCACCCAGCACUCUGCAGGCCAGCACCCUGAAGGGCCUCCCAGGAGCCAAGGGGAGGAGGGGGGAGAUGCUCCAAGCCUGAGCAUCAUCUCUACCAACGACCUAGAGGACUUUGCCACAGAAGGCAUUUCUUGAGAAUCACAGCUGACUCACCAGCCCCCAUAAACCCAGAAGAGUUUACUCCCCCUUCCCCCAGAUGAACACUUACACACACACACACACACACACACACACACACACACACACUUCAACACAAACUUAGCCAUUUGAGGAUCUGAGGUCCCUAAAGUCUCAGAAUAAGUGAAAGUCCUGAGGAAACCCCAUCUGAAUGGCUCCCUGGUGCUCUUCCCCCUGGGAGGGUGCCGCUUGCAUGCCCUAGGUCCUUCUGAGCCCCUUCCUGUAUCCCAGAUCCCUCCACUUCUUUUCUCCUCCCCUCCCUUCCUCCCCGUCCUUCUCUGUCCCUGCCACCAGCACAGUCUAGCCUGAUUCCUAAAGGCUAUUCUUCUCCAGCACCCCUACCCACUCCUCAAGGACAGGUUUGCCCCCUGAAAGGCUGCGUUGUGCUGAGCCCUGCCUGGCAAGCCGACCACCCAGCACGCCCCCUACCCCCCAGUCUAGGUCAGGCAUAGCACAUGUACCCCCUCACACAGAGCAGUCAUCUCCAGCUUACCUCCUGCAGCAGUGGCUGAGGACCGACCCAAGGCAAUUGUGCAGAAAUGUUUAUUUGAAUAGAAUGGGUUUUCUUUACUAAGGAAACUUUCCUCUGAAGGCUAUUUUCUGAAAAAGAAAAGGCUCCGUUUUAAGAAGUGAAACAAGUUUGUAGAUGUGCUUCU
This is a messenger RNA of Manis pentadactyla (Chinese pangolin), 5537 nucleotides long. It is a transcript of the gene C8H10orf71, whose product is annotated as chromosome 8 C10orf71 homolog. Gene Ontology annotation, cellular component: Z disc. Gene Ontology annotation, biological process: positive regulation of calcineurin-NFAT signaling cascade. The record is from RefSeq and is a predicted model, not a curated record. The transcript has 3 exons. The coding region runs from base 556 to 4839 and encodes 1427 amino acids. NCBI's taxonomy places the organism in Eukaryota, Metazoa, Chordata, Mammalia, Pholidota, Manidae.